UUUUUCUCUCUCUUUCCCUUUCAUCUCCAUUUUCAAAUUUCAUCUCAAAUUCUCAAUACUCCUAGUCUCCCACCGGACCACCAGCUGCGACUGACUCCUCCGCUGACUCGCCACUGCCUUCCGACUGUAAUUCCGGCCGCCUCUUUAGCUUUCGUCUUGCGUGCCGGCUGUCGCCUGCGCCUACCGUCCACAGUCCACCGGACCACCAUUCUUUGGUUUUAAUUAGGGCGCUGCUCCCGCCUUUAGAAAUUGACUGAAGAGAGAAAUAGGCACAAGUAGCUAAAGAGUGGUAUUGGACGAUGCCGUCAAUGGCUAAUCCACAUUCUAGACAUCCCAACGGCAAUCUUUCAAAUGCUGAUCCCAGGAGGCAAAAGUUACUGCAGCAGAGAAAAUCUCUUCCCAUUGCUACUGUUGAAAAACGGCUGGUUGAGGAGGUUCGCAAUCAUCAUAUUUUAAUUAUUGUUGGGGAAACUGGAAGUGGCAAAACUACCCAAUUACCCCAAUUUUUGUUCCAAGCCGGCUUUUGUCGUGAUGGAAAAAUGGUUGGAGUUACCCAACCUAGGCGUGUUGCGGCUGUUACCGUGGCAAAAAGGGUAGCUGAGGAGUGUGGUGUGCAAUUAGGACAAAAGGUUGGAUAUUCAGUUAGAUUUGAUGAUGUGACUUCUAGAUCAACGAGAAUCAAGUACAUGACAGAUGGAUUAUUAUUGAGGGAAGCUUUACUGGACCCUUACCUAUCCAAAUAUUCAGUUAUCGUUGUCGAUGAAGCUCAUGAAAGAACUGUCCACACUGAUGUGCUACUGGGCUUGCUUAAGAGUGUCCAAAAAGCUAGAUGUCAAACUUCUGAUGAGGUAGUUGGUGGAGCAAAGACUAAUUAUGACAUAAAAUUGGAUAAUGUCGAUGGAACUCAGAUGACGAGCCCAUUAAAACAAUGUCAGCGUGAUAAACUCCCUCCUCUACGGCUGAUAAUCAUGUCUGCCAGUUUAGACGCACGUAUUUUCUCCGAGUAUUUUGGUGGUGCAAGAGCUGUUCAUGUCCAGGGAAGACAGUUUCCUGUAGAUAUAUUUUAUACACUGUAUGCUGAGACAGAUUACAUUGAUGCAGCAAUGGUGACAAUAUUUCAGAUUCAUUUAGAGGAGGCUCCUGGUGAUAUACUUGUAUUUUUGACUGGUCAAGAAGAGAUUGAAUCAGUAGAGGGACUUGUAAGAGACAAAUUGCCACAAUUACCUGAAGUUAAUCGAAAUAUUGUAACUGUUUCUAUUUAUGCAUCUCUUCCCUCCGAACAACAAAUGAAAGCUUUCAUGCCUGCACCCAGUGGAUUUCGUAAGGUAAUACUGGCAACAAACAUUGCUGAGACAUCGGUGACAAUACCAGGAAUUAAAUAUGUUAUAGACCCUGGAGUGGUGAAAGCCCGUAAUUUUAAUCCACGUACAGGAAUAGAAUCGUUAAACAUUAUUCCUACUUCAAAAGCACAGGCUCUUCAGAGGAGUGGGCGUGCAGGACGUGAAGGACCUGGAAAGUGUUUCCGCCUCUACACAGAGAAUGAAUUUGAGAAACUUGCAGACUCCACUAUGCCAGAAAUUAAGCGUUGCAAUCUCUCAAAUGUCAUUUUACAGCUCAAAGCUCUUGGUGUUGAUGAUAUUAUUGGCUUUGACUUCAUGGAAAAGCCUUCACGGAUGGCAAUCGUGAAGUCUCUGGAAGAAUUAUUCUUGCUUGGUGCUCUAACAGAGGAUUAUAAGCUUUCCGACCCUAUAGGUCAACAGAUGGCUAGACUUCCAUUAGACCCAAUUUAUUCCAAGGCUCUCAUUUUAUCUAGUCAAUUCAACUGUUUGGAGGAAAUGUUGAUUACUAUCGCGAUGCUUUCUGUUGAAUCAAUUUUUUACAUGCCACGUGAAAAGCAAGAAGAGGCAAGGACUGCAAUAAAAAGAUUUUCAAGUUCUGAAGGGGACCACAUAACCUUGAUUAGUGUGUAUAGAUCAUGCAAUGAGUUUUUGGAGAGUGGAAAUGCAAAUUGUAGCAAGGAGAAAACUCUCAAAAAUAUGAAGAAAUGGUGCAAAGAAAACUUUAUAAAUGGUCGUUCACUGAGACAUGCUCGCGAUGUGCACUACCAAAUUCGAGGACAUGUUGAACAAAUGGGUCUUCGUAUAGCUUCAUGUGGAGACGACAUGCUUCUAUUUAGGAGAUGCCUUGCAGCUUCCUUUUUCCUCAAUGCUGCUUUGAGACAGCCUGAUGGUACAUAUAGGGCUUUGGCAAGCAAUCAGAUUGUGCAAAUCCACCCUAGUUCUGUUUUGUUUCGGGCAAAACCAGACUGCAUAAUAUUCAAUGAACUGGUCAGAACUAAUCAGAACUAUAUCCGCAACGUUACUAGAAUUGAUCCCAUGUGGUUAACAGAGUUGGCUCCUCAUUUCUAUGCAUCAAAAGAUUAGCAUAUCAUGUAAGCUUCAAGAAGAAAUAGCUAUGACCGAAGGUUCUUAGAAUCGGAAUUCUACUUAGGAGCAAAACAUACUCGUUGGACGUAAAGUCGGAUCUUGUAGGAUCGUAUGAUCCUACAAAUUUUGUAGAAAUAGAAGUUGCUUGUUUUGAUUUUCUAUUUUUUAAUAUAUAAGGACACUUAUUUAUU
This is a messenger RNA of Amaranthus tricolor (Joseph's coat), 2617 nucleotides long. Its product is annotated as pre-mRNA-splicing factor ATP-dependent RNA helicase DEAH10. Gene Ontology annotation, biological process: positive regulation of transcription by RNA polymerase I. Gene Ontology annotation, molecular function: ATP binding; RNA binding. The transcript is spliced from 13 exons. Gene Ontology annotation, cellular component: nucleolus; intracellular anatomical structure. Lineage: Eukaryota; Viridiplantae; Streptophyta; Magnoliopsida; Caryophyllales; Amaranthaceae. The coding region runs from base 300 to 2423 and encodes 707 amino acids. The record is from RefSeq and is a predicted model, not a curated record.